AUGUGUGGCUUCUCUGCCUGUAUUUCGCUUCCAGGCGCUACCGGCCACUGCAAUGGCAAUGGUACUGCCACUAACGGUGUCACGACCAACGGCCAUACCACACCACACAAAGUCACCCCAACGCUGCAGACUCAACUCCAAGAUUCUGUCGAUCUCAUCAACCAUCGCGGUCCGGAUGACUCAGGUAUUUGGAUCAGCAACGACGAGACAGUAGGCCUCGCCCACUGCCGCCUGUCCAUCAACGAUCUUUCUGUCGCAGGUCGACAGCCUCUUCACAGUACCGACCAGCAAAUCCAUGCUGUCGUCAAUGGCGAGAUUUACGACUAUGAUCGUAUUCGACAAGAAUGCGAAGCAGAAGGAUACCAGUUCCAGAGCGAUAGUGACAGCGAACUUGUUCUUGCGCUCUACAAGAUCCAUGGCGCCCCAGAGUUUAUGAAGCACCUGCGCGGCGAGUUCGCAUUUGUUCUACACGACGAGCGCAAUGGUACUGAGCGUGUGAUUGCUGGCCGAGAUCGCUAUGGUAUCAAGCCUCUUGUGUACACAACUAUUGGCUCAAAAUUGCUGCUUGCAUCUGAGGCCAAGGCUUUUAAGGCCUUUGGCUGGGAGGCGCGCUGGGAUGUGCGUGGAAUGGUCGACGGCGGCUGGAUGUUUGAUGAGCGCACGCUCUUCCGAGGUGUGAGCAAGGUCUUGCCUGGCCACUACCUGGAAAUCACGGGAGACGGCAUCAAGAAUGUUAAGUACUGGGAUGCAGAAUACGAAGAUAAGACCAAGCGUGAAACUAGAACAAUUGAAGAGAUGGUCACUGGCGUCCGCGAGAAACUUGUCGAAGCUGUUCGUAUCCGUCUCCGUGCCGAUGUACCUGUUGGUAUCUACCUCUCUGGCGGCAUCGAUUCGUCUGCCAUUGCUGGUAUCGUCACGGAGCUUGCUCGCAAGGAAAAUGUCAAGAUUGGCAACGAAGCAGCCACAAGAGUGACGUGUUUUAGCGUCGAGUUUCCUGAAACUUCCGGGUUUGACGAAUCACAAAUCGCUGAGCGAACUGCUGAGUGGCUUGGUGUCAAGACUAUCAAAAAGUCCGUCACCGAGGAGACAAUUGCCCAGGACUUUACCGACGCCGUCUACCACUGUGAGCACCAUCACUUUGACUUUAACUUUGUCGCCAAGUUUGCUCUGUCUACACUACCCCGGGAUCAUGGUGUCAAGGUGGUUUUGACGGGCGAAGGCGCGGACGAGCACUUUGCUGGUUACAAGUACUUUUCGGGAGAAUUUCUUCGUGAGGUAGAUGGAGCGAUGCCUGACACACCGCUGGCUCAAAACGAACAACUGCGCAGUGACAUGUUUACAGCCGUCCAGUCAGAGCUCAACGACGUCUGGAGCCGUCACGGCGCUACGCCUGCUUCUGAUCGCCCUACACCCCCCUCCAUUGCCGGACCUGGAGCUACAGAGUUUGGAGACCACCUACUGGCGUGGCACCCAGCGUCAACUCUCUUUGCCCCAUGGGUGCAAGCUGCCCAUGCAGACUAUGACUGCCGCCAGACCAUCCUGAACUCGCACGCGACGGAUGUACAGGCCAAGAUGCGCUCCAGAUGGCACCCGCUGCAUACAGCCAUGUACUUGUGGAAGAAGAACGCCUUGGCCAAUGUUUUACUUUCGUGUUUGGGUGAUCGUACAGAAAUGGCACACAGCGUGGAAGCACGUACACCGUUCCUGGACCAUCACCUUACCGAGUAUGUAAAUCGUCUUCCUCCCAGUGUCAAAAUCAACUACGACACGGAGAUGGACCAUGGAGAGCUGGGCCCUACACUGAAUGAGACUAGCAAAGCUCUCUUGAAGCUCAAUGAGAAGUGGAUAUUGCGUGAAGCCGUGCGCCCGUAUAUUACAGACGAGUUGUACAAGCGUAAAAAGCAUCCCUUCCUCGCACCCGCCAGAUGGGCACAAGGUGGCCCUCUACACAGCAAAUUCCGGGCAAUUCUUACUCAGGAAGCAGUCGAACAGCUCGGAUUUGUAGAUUAUCCUACUAUCCGUGAUGCUAUGGAAGUAGCAUGGGGCGAUAAGCCGAACCCGAAAGCCUUCAGACAGUUGGUUAAUACGGCUGCCUGGGUGACUUUGAGCCAGCGUCUGGGAGUGGCCAAGGCUGAUGAGUCUGACUGGGAGCUCAGAAAGUAG
Messenger RNA from [Torrubiella] hemipterigena, 2163 nucleotides. The record is from the annotation of a GenBank genome assembly. NCBI's taxonomy places the organism in Eukaryota, Fungi, Ascomycota, Sordariomycetes, Hypocreales, Clavicipitaceae.